Bombus pyrosoma is the source of this 4552-nucleotide messenger RNA. RefSeq names its product tachykinin-like peptides receptor 99D. The transcript has 6 exons. Lineage: Eukaryota; Metazoa; Arthropoda; Insecta; Hymenoptera; Apidae. The coding region runs from base 2232 to 3569 and encodes 445 amino acids. Gene Ontology annotation, cellular component: plasma membrane. Gene Ontology annotation, biological process: G protein-coupled receptor signaling pathway. The record is from RefSeq and is a predicted model, not a curated record. Gene Ontology annotation, molecular function: tachykinin receptor activity.
GACGUCGUCGAUCAGUAUCGUGGAAGCGCGCGUCCCGUACCGCUCGGGCAACCUUUAAAUCGCGUGCAACAUUUCACGAAGAACGACGUUUCGUCAUCGACGUGUGAAAUUAUUUGCAAACGAAUCAAGUUUACGUCGAUAUCUUGACACACCGGGCUGAAGUUGUGUUCACGGAGGACGCGAUGGAACGAGUUUUCAAUGAAAUUGCGGACGUGAGAAAAUGUUGCGAAACGUAGUUGGAGCAGACGAAAGGAAUCGACAGUACGAUGCUGAAACGUCGAUUGAAACGAGGAUCGUCGGAAGUAUCAUGGAAACAGGCAUGAUUGUGAACAGAGACAAAAGCAUUCUUGUCCUCGUUCGAAAUGCCGAAAAUCUGCAAAUAAUUUUCUGUUAGUUCCUGGGCGUAGCGAAUAAGGGUUGUUGAAAGGGUCGCUCCCGUGAACCGGUGCGAUUCCCCAUGUACCUUUAAUGCAACCUUCCUCCUCUGGAAUUCAAUGUGCUUAAUAGGCGUAUUCGCUUAUCACGACACAGAAAUGGUUCAUUGUUCGCGCAACAAACUACAAUUCUUGGUAUCGAUUGUAACUCGAAUAGAAGAGGAUCUUUUCGGAGAUAUUCGCACGGAAUGUCGUUCGAUCGUCAUUGUGAAUAAUCAUCUUUCCGAUUUCAAGUCGUGAUCUUGCCGAGAGUAGAAAGGAAUUCUUAGUAUCUAUCAUCCUUGUAUCUCAAGCUCAAGGGAGAAUAUUUGAACUGUGCGAAAAUUAAGAGGACCAGCGGGAAAGCGGUUGCACGGAAGACGAGAGGCGAAUCUUCUUUCAUAACGACAAACAGAUCGGGAAGUAAGUCUGUUCCAUUGACUACAGAAGGAAAAAGAAACGACACCGAUUGAUGAUCAUGACUUAUCGUUGACGAUAAGGAGCAGAGGAUAGGGGAUAAAAGGACGGAAAUGAAAUUUGGUACGACGCAAAGUGUUGGGCCGGAGAGAGGACGCGUCACACAAGACGCAUAAACAAUAAGGGCAAAAAGGAGAAGAAACGGAAGCGUGAAAGCCUCGUCGAUGUAUUUUGAAGUGCGUUCGAGAUGUGAAAUGAAAUAACGUAAAAUCCAUCAGGCGUAAUUCGGUGGUAAUCAGGUGGUAAUUCGUGGAGAAUUGCGGCUAGAGUUUCUUUAACGAUACCGGCUAAACGUUUUCAGCGAGAGGUAAUCAGUCGUGGAGGUUAAAAUGCGAGAAUACAAUAGGAAAAACGCCGCUAUCAUUACGACAAAACGUGAUAAGAAAGCAUAGGUAUAUUGGCAGAUUUUUCGCGUGAGAAGAAAGAAUCUUGACGCGAAUUAAUCGCGAGUGAGUUGAUCGAGCGAAACGUUGACGAUCCAAAGAAAGAGCGAUGCAAGGUAUAGAGAACGACAAUGGAUUAGCAUCAUCGAUGGAAAAUGAAGGCAGUACAUCGAUAUCGUCUGAAAUGGUAUCAGUCUGGAUCGUUCUAUCUAGGAUAUUGAUAUUCGGAUGAAAAAAAUCUUCUUCGCUGUAUAAAAGUAACCCACGAAAACAAUACGAAUUGGUCCAAUAGGUCAAUGGCUGAGCACUUGCUUGUUAAUCGAAUGGAAGCCUGUUAGAGGCGCUCGCGCGUGAAACAGAAGUGGAAGCGAGUAUAGUCGGUGACUCGGCCAUGCCAGUUGUCCGCCUGCCUCGUGCCGCAAACAAAAUCUGCGUAAAGUGGCGACAAGCGUCAUCAACUUCAUUACACCUGUAUCGUAUCGAUACGGAAGGAAUGAAACGCGUUCCUAUCUUUGGAUACGAUUUGGUAUGAAAAUCGUCUAAGAAUUGGCGAUCGUUGCGACCUAAAAAGCUAAUAAAACGAACUGUGACAUCGAAGAACGAUAAAAUAUAACAAUCUGAUUAACGUAGCCGUAAUACGUGCCGGUAUAGCAUAUGAUAAAUAGUGGGGCUGAUUUGAUACAAGUGUGAAUCGUAAAGAGAUAAAGCGAAAAGUGAUUGGAAAAACUAUUUUAAUACGUUCGUGUUGAACUGAUUAAACGAAUCGUGUUGAUUGAAUGUUUUUAAAUUGGUAUUUGCGUGAGUCAUUUCCAAAAAAAAGAAGCUAAUUUCAAAUAAACGCGCAAUGCGUAAAAAUGUGCUCAUUCGUACUGAAUUAAGAGUAAAUCAAAAGAUAAUCGAGAGAUGUCUAUCCAAAGAUAGAUAGUUUGUCAGUGAAUUAACAAAUUUUGCGAGAAGAAUGCAGAGCCUCCAAGUUUUCGUAAAUUCAACGCCCGACCCGUUGAACAUGACACUACUGAUGGAAAAUAACACUUACUACAAUAACACAAAUAUCACGGAUUUACAAUUGAGAAAUCAAUUCGUACUUCCGUGGUGGAGACAAAUGAUCUGGACCUUGUUGUUCGCCUGUAUGAUCGUCGUGGCAACUGGUGGCAACCUGAUAGUCAUUUGGAUUGUAUUAGCGCACAAACGGAUGCGCACGGUCACUAAUUAUUUCUUGGUAAAUUUAAGCAUCGCAGACGCGAUGGUGUCUACGCUGAACGUCACGUUCAAUUACAUCUACAUGUUGAACAGUCACUGGCCCUUUGGCACGCUCUACUGCAAGAUCUGUCAGUUUGUCGCUGUGCUCACUAUAUGCGCCAGUGUCUUCACUUUAAUGGCAAUUUCUAUAGAUAGAUACAUGGCCAUCAUGAACCCGUUAAGACCUCACAUGGGUAAAAGAGCUACCCUCUGCAUAGCGAUCUUCAUUUGGAUCGUAGGAGCUAUCCUCUCGCUACCGAUGCUGCUCUUCUACACAACAUACACUCAAAACUUUGCAAACGGCGAAAUACGAGUGAUCUGCUACGGCGAUUUUCCCAACAGAGACGACAAUGGUCUCAGUUACGACGAAUACUUAUACAAUGUGAUCUUUAUGGUACUGACAUAUGUUUUACCGAUUGGAUCGAUGACGUUCACGUACGCCAGAAUUGGUUUGGAGUUAUGGGGUUCGCAAAGCAUCGGCGAAAAUACCGCCGGGCAAUUGGAAGGUAUAAGGAGUAAGCGCAGGGUUGUGAAAAUGAUGAUUGUUGUCGUAGUAAUAUUUGCAGUAUGCUGGCUACCAUUUCACGUGUACUUCAUCGUAACGUCAUACUUCCCGGAGAUUACAAACGAGCCAUACAUCCAAGAAGUUUUUUUAGGUAUUUACUGGCUCGCCAUGUCUAACAGCAUGUAUAAUCCCAUAAUCUACUGUUGGAUGAACUCCAGAUUUCGGCGAGGAUUUGCCCACUUUUUCUCCUGGUGUCCGAUGGUACAGGUUCCCGCGGAGCCCUCGUUAUCACGUUCCGAAGCGUUAACGUCUCGAUACAGUUGCACCGGUAGUCCUCAAACCAACACCAGGAUAUCACGGAACGGUACGUCUUCCUGCACACCCUCGGAACGUCCUUGCACCACAUCGUCCACAACAUCCACGAGCGAGUCACGCUUCGAACACGACGACGCCCACACGGAUGCACGAAAUUCUUACAUAGAUUUGCACGACUUCACCGUUACCAGCGUCGUCCUUGGCGAAACCAAUGCCGACGUGAAUCACGAGACGUAGUAAUGAAAUCGACUUUGAAAGCCCGAUCGUUGUUCCCUUCGAUAUCCGGUUCGAUUCUUUUCCAUUGUUUACCGCGCUGAACAACUUUCCGAUUGAAAACAUCGAUGAAAAUAAUCAUUACGCUUCAGGGUCUAAAAUAUCAAUGUUGAACACAUACGAUUAGAUUUCACGUUUACGUGUAAAUUUUUUAAAAGAAAAAUUAUUAUCAAUUAACCCUCGCGGCUAUGAGACGAUCGUUUCAAAUCCAAUCAAACCAAAUCAAACCAAAGAAUGCAUUUCUUUAAUGCUUUCUAGUUAUAUCGUGAUUGCGCGAAGAGGAAAGACAUGUGAAACAGAAAAUUCAAUUUUCUAAUCUCUCUAGAUUUCUAUUUCUAUUAGCUUCACAGUGUCCGUAUUGUCCGUAUAAUUUGUGUCGUACUGUAAAGUGUUUUAUUGCAUAGUUUUCAUCAUUUUCUCGUGGUUUUUUUACUUUUAGUAAGAUGUAAGUCUGUAGUUUUCACUACGCAACCUAUAACUCUUAAAGUUUUAUGAUGUUCGGAAAUUUGAUCCUAUUUUUAUAGUUUCAUAGUUUUUAGAAACUUGUAAUAAAGAUGCAACAGAGUAACUAUAUAAAGAUAAAUAAAUAUAUUUUUCGAAUAAAAUUCGUAAUUAUAAUUUUUUCUCUUCCUGUCUGUACGCGACGAUUUUCAAAUUACUAUAGAAAUUGAGAUUUCAUACAUGGUUAGAACAUAGCCGAUUCACUGUUGUCCGCGGUCUGCCGUUUGAGGGUUAAUAAAAUAAUAUACAUAUAUUUCUAAUACGUGUAUAGUAUGCCAAACAAUUUUCCAUUUUUCUUUUAUCAACAACUAAUUUAUCAACGAUGCUUGUCUUCGUAAUCGCGAUACACGGUCCAAUUACCAACAUACGCCCAACUAAUAUAAUGAAUAUUAACAAUGCGUUUUUUAUACUUUUAAUGCUUUUUCAUACUAUGCGGUUCAUAAAUG